GACACGUGGCACGUGCUGGGUGCUCCUGCACUCUUGCUCCAUCCAUGCCGCCUUCGCACGAUGUGACGUUCAAAGUCGAGCAUGGAAGCCUCUCGGAGCCGACCAAAGCACUUCUGGCUCAGCAAAUGCAGCUCAGACACAGCGAUAUGCAGCUACCUCUUCCCUUCGUGGCCGACUUUACGCCUUAUCUAGAUCCAAAGAUGACCGUCCAUACGCUCUGGUUCGAUCACGAUCUGGCCUGUGUGGGCGCGCUCAAGCUGCUAGACGAUGGCGAGACCGGCGAGCUCAAGACGUUCCGCACGCAGGACAGGCAUCUGCGCAAGGGAGCAGCGACGACUCUGCUCAAGCACAUCACCAAGCAAUCCCGCACACAAGGCCUCUCGAGGCUAUCCCUCGAGACAGGGACGAUGCCUCGGCUAUAUCCAGCCGUAGAGCUGUAUAAGAAGCUUGGCUUUACUGUGGGCGAGCCCUUUGCCGCCUACACUUAUCGCGGCGACAAUCAGUUCUUGCAUCUUGUUUUGUGAAGCAUGGCACGCUGUGUGGUCGACGAAGAGGAAAGCUUCAACGUGGACACACUGACCUUCGAGAUUCCCCCGACUCGGACUCAAGACGACUUUGACGACUCUCCUCGACUCGCGCAUUGCAGUGCUUCUGCAUACGCGCAUGAGCCGGACAGCAGCGUCUUGCCGCCAUGACUCGAGUCCCACAGUACAGUGCGUAAGCAUCGUUGGCGGCAAAUGCCUGUCUUUGUAUAACGAGAGGCACGUACUGCUAGCUCGCUCGUGCAAUGCAUCACACGAACAACGUUCGAUACUUGCCUCCUUGGCCAC
This is a messenger RNA of Mixia osmundae IAM 14324, 830 nucleotides long. RefSeq lists its product as uncharacterized. The record is from RefSeq and is a predicted model, not a curated record. Bases 45 to 524 code for a protein of 159 amino acids. Gene Ontology annotation, molecular function: acyltransferase activity, transferring groups other than amino-acyl groups. NCBI's taxonomy places the organism in Eukaryota, Fungi, Basidiomycota, Mixiomycetes, Mixiales, Mixiaceae. The transcript has a single exon.